Molecule: messenger RNA, 1625 nt
Organism: Hemibagrus wyckioides
Lineage: Eukaryota; Metazoa; Chordata; Actinopteri; Siluriformes; Bagridae
Exons: 7
Coding region: 451-1086 (211 amino acids)
Source: RefSeq, a predicted model, not a curated record
GGGUGGUAAAGUAGGUUUGUAGAUUAUAAUUUUGUUAAAGGUCAAAUCAUAUGAAUAGUGAAGUCAUGUGAAAUGGAGAUUUGCAGGUAUUACAGAAAGAAUACAUGAUACAGCCUUGAUGUCCUUAUUGAUAUUCAUCCUCAGUCUGAGUAAAAAAAACAUAAAUCCCAUGCAUGACCUAAAUAUUAUCUGUAUACAUGAAAUGUAUGGUUAAUUGAAUUUACGGUAUGUUGAUAAAUUCACAGCUGAAGACAGAAACUAAUUAGUACAUUCAUGUGGUUUUUCUGGAACAGAAACUUCAAGUAGACGGACAUGUGGUUUGCAAAUGUGCUGUGAAAUGCUGUACAUGAGGUUGCACUUCAGCACAAAGUAAAAAAAGUCUCUAGCCUUGCUUGAUGUAUCUGUGUUCCUUAGUCUCUUUGGGCAUUGUAAAUUGGAUUUUUUUAGACGAUGGAGAUGCAGCAAAGACAUUCCAGGACACAGAAUGUGUAUGACAUGCCAGAGGAACAAACAAAAACUGAGGAAGUAUACCAGACUCUGCAACACCCACCAAAAGUGUCUACAAGAAAUGCUCCAGGGAAGAAGAUAACAGUGCUACUUAUCAUCAUGAACAUUUUACUGAUCACCAUCCUUUUGGUUACGGUAAUACACUACUACCACUUUAGACAUAGUGCGUCAGAAGUGUUAAACAACCAGAAGACUAACCAAGGCUGCCACCUUACACAAAGUGAGGCAGAAAUUUUGAACAACCAGAAGUCUAAUCAAGAGAUUUGGUAUCUCCAUGAUGGUACGUUCUAUUUGUUCUGGAGUGAUCACGGUGACUGUCAAAGAGCUGAACAGUUUUGUGCCGACAGGACAGCCAAUCUCGCAGUUGUAACCAAAUCCAACAUGGACUGGCUGCAAUCACAGAUCCAUGGGAAGCACAUGCUAGUGCAAAUAAAUGAGCCACAAAGAUCUGGAGAUGGUUUUCAUUAUGAUAUGGUUGAUUACGUGCCUGACUGCGAGCUGUUUGGCGCGACCUCUGACGUCAGUAAGCGGGUGGAGGGAUGGGUGUGUGAAAAAGCAAUGCAGUGGAUGAGAUUUUAAAGCUUUUCGAAGGUUUACAAAUGGAACACAGGACACGUUAUUUAGCAUUGGGGGAUGGUGGUGUCCCAUUGCGUGGAAGUUUACUAGUGUGCACGGUUAGAAAUCGUGGGAAUUUAAAGAUAGAAUUAAAGGAUUUUCAAAUUUACAAUACAUGUUUUACCAGGAAUGAACCAAAAGGAGUAACAUUUAACAGUAUCAGUAAAAAAUGUCAUUAUGUUUUUAUUUUCUAUUAGAACUUGUCAGCCUUUUUAGUGGUGAAAGAAUUUAUCUUCCUUACAUACUGUACUUCCGUCAGACACAAAUAGCAUCUAUUAAAGGGUUAAAUCUUCAGGUUUGUAAGGUUUUGUUUUGUUAGUUUUUUACAUUUCUGUUGUAUGUAAGUUGCAGUUAAUAGAUAACCACAUUGUACCCAUUGUAAAUGCACCAACAAAAAGCUCCUUGAGCGUGAAGUGAAACCAGAAAAAUAGCGAAAUACCGUUAAGGCAAAUAAUAAAAUGUCAUUUAAUAAUAGAGUGAAAAAAAAAAUGAUUUCAGCAACU